Lytechinus variegatus (green sea urchin) is the source of this 1632-nucleotide messenger RNA. Its product is annotated as 5-hydroxytryptamine receptor 1D-like. The transcript has a single exon. The coding region runs from base 303 to 1538 and encodes 411 amino acids. Gene Ontology annotation, cellular component: membrane. The record is from RefSeq and is a predicted model, not a curated record. Gene Ontology annotation, molecular function: G protein-coupled receptor activity. NCBI's taxonomy places the organism in Eukaryota, Metazoa, Echinodermata, Echinoidea, Temnopleuroida, Toxopneustidae. Gene Ontology annotation, biological process: adenylate cyclase-activating adrenergic receptor signaling pathway.
UACGAUUACACUUGCGUAGCUUAUUCUGUCAUAGCUGGGAUGGCAAUAGGUGGUAAAGGUGGGCAUCAUUCAAUAUUUCAUUCCCUCUCACCUAGCAAUGGCGUUCGUUCAUACUUCAUGUCUCUGUGACCGUCAACGACUCUGUCUGAAUAUUUCGUGUGGACUUUCUUCUGCCAACGUCAACGAAACUUUGUACAAUUAAGCAUCAUUUAAAAGAUAUAUAUCAAUAACAACUUUAAUAAGACAUAUAUUUUCUUCAAUUUCAAUUUAUUCUGCAUCUCCAUCUUCUGCAUCUGGGUUUGAUGAUAACUACCAUCAUGGCACGAAAUACGAAUGAUUAUUCAUCCGAGAGCAUUUCUUAUUCUUAUGAAUACAGCUAUGAAAGACCUAGCUCAAAUGUUUGGUUGGCAACAGUUCCUUUGAUUGUUUCUAUCAUAGCAUGCGUGACAGUAUUGGGGAAUACCAUGGUGAUUGCUGCUUAUAUCAGAAGUAAUCGUAUCCGUGCUAAUGUGGCUAAUAUCUUCAUUUUAAACCUAUCCGUAACUGAUUUUAUCGUAGGAGCUUUCAUGUGGCCAAUUAAUCUUACAUGGCUCAUCAAAGGUUACUGGUCAUUUGGUGAAGUCCUUUGCAAGGUUUGGUUGAUUACCGACUACACGGUGAGUGUGGUGUCUGUUCUGACCAUGGUUCUCAUUAGUUGGGACCGGUACUGUCUAUUGACAAUGGGGGUCAAGUAUCAGACAUAUCAGACCAAGAGAAGGGUGACACUCGUUGUAAUUGGCGUCUGGAUAGUUGUUUUUACGUGGUAUGCUGUACUUGCAUUUGCGUGGAGUCCAAUCACUGGGAUGUCUUCUGUAAAUUAUGCUUAUAACUGUGAAAUGGAAUUUACAUACAGUCUUGGUGGAACAGUUCUCGUGAAUGUUCUAGAGUUCUUCAUCCCGCUUACAGCCUUGCUAAUAAUGAAUGUAUCUGUAUAUGUCAAUAUCAAACGGCGAUCGAAGGGUAUUGUGGGACCGAGGCCCCUUACAAACCAACUGACUCUAUCCAUUUCUAGAAAUCAGGAACAAUCCACCCAUUCUUCAGAGAAUAGAAAUGUCGUUCAAUCUGUAAAAGUUUUGAAUAAUCAAAACGAGGAAGAUCGGAUUGCCACCUCAUCUAAUCUAGUCGCUGACACUAUCGAAGGAAGGGCAAAUGAACGGACACCAGGCAACAAUGCAAUAGGCAACAUUUCGGAAACAAAUGAAAGAACAUUGGCAAGACAUCGUAAAGCCGCUGUUGUCCUUGCCAUUCUUGUAGGAGCUUUCCUGAUCUGUUGGUUGCCUAUCCAAGUAACCACCAUCAUGUAUGCCGUUUGUGGUGACAGUUGUGUGUCUACGCUCAGUUGGGAGAUCACAAAUUCUCUCGUGUGGUGCAUUUCAUUGAUUAAUCCGUUCAUAUAUGCCGCCACUAAUGUGCACUUUCGGCGAAAAUUUCGACAUUUUCUGCUUCUUGAUCGUUGGACUUGUAAUAUGAAGUGUUGUAAAAUAGGAAGGGUACCUUGAUUAUGUUUAGAGUAUAUCGUUGGCUAUAUGAAGAAAUCAGAUCCUGAAAUUCACAUUGUAUUAAAUGAACUUUUCGUCAUUGUAUGCAUUACAA